This is a messenger RNA of Drosophila bipectinata, 1176 nucleotides long. RefSeq names its product putative gustatory receptor 36a. The record is from RefSeq and is a predicted model, not a curated record. Lineage: Eukaryota; Metazoa; Arthropoda; Insecta; Diptera; Drosophilidae. Gene Ontology annotation, biological process: sensory perception of taste. Gene Ontology annotation, cellular component: membrane.
AUGUUUGACUGGGUCGGUUGGUUGCUAAGAGCGGUCUACAUCUACGGAUUCUUAAUCGGGGUUUCUAACUUCGAAAUUGACUGGAGGGCUGGUCGCGUCUUAAAGUCCAUUAGAAGUACAGCUUAUGCAGCUACAAUCAACAUUUUGACAGUGCUAGUUCUGGGUUUUCAAGUGGGAACUGACACCAACUUGAAUGUAAUCUUUGGGAAUGCGAACAAGCUUCACGAAUAUGUGAUUAUUGUGAUGUCGGUUCUAAGAAUCAUUUCCGGACUUACUGUGCUACUGACUAGAUGGCAACAGCGCUGCAAGCUCAUGACGCUUGUCAGGAUACUGUUUCGGCUCUAUUUGGAAAAGCCUCAGAUCAAAAGAAUGUCCCGAUGGGCGAUUCUCACCAAAACGAUCACUGUUACCUUGAAAGACUUUCUUCAAAUAGCAUUGGCUUUGGAAGCCCUGGGCCGUCUUGGGGCCAGACAGGCCUUAGGAAUGUAUAUGCAGUUCGGUAUGGCGGCUCUCAUGAGCUACGCCCUAUCCCAACAUUACCUGAUAAUGCUUUUCGUCAGAGUGGAAUACCAGAUACUCAACUCUGAGCUCGAACAGGUGAUUGAGGAGAGCUGCUGGUUGAGCUACCACUCUCCACGCAAUGGAGUAUUCAUGACCAAGUGCUGCUAUUUGGCUGACAGGUUGGAAGAUAUUGGAAAGAGGCAGGACGAGGUUCAAUCAAUUGUGACAUAUUUAGGAGAAGUUUUUGCGGUGCAGGGACUUCUGGCCUUUACAGAAAACUAUAUUAGCUCAGUGGGUACCACCUAUCUAAUCUUUAGCCUCUUUAAAUACGGUCGCGAAAGGUUGGGAAUGCCAUUGAACGCCGUAAUCUUUUCAAUAUGUUGGUGCUUUUUCCACUAUCUUGAUUCCUUCAGGAGCCAUUUUCUCAUGCUGAGUAUUCUGGACGAGCAUCGGAGGAUGGCCGGUCUUUUGAAGAAGAGCAGUAUGUUUGCUCCAGGAUUGGACGUGCGACUUGAACAAUCGUUUGAAACCUAUCUGUUUCAGCUGGCCAGGAAUCCGUUGAAAAUGCACGUAAUGCAAAUGUUUCCCAUAAGCCAUACGUUUACCACAGCCAUGUUUGGAUCUAUAGCCAUGAACUCUAUAUAUCUUAUACAAUAUGAUAUGGAAAAUUUCUAA